Molecule: messenger RNA, 1041 nt
Organism: Rhinocladiella mackenziei CBS 650.93
Lineage: Eukaryota; Fungi; Ascomycota; Eurotiomycetes; Chaetothyriales; Herpotrichiellaceae
Exons: 3
Coding region: 1-1041 (346 amino acids)
Biological process (GO): purine nucleobase biosynthetic process
Cellular component (GO): cytosol
Molecular function (GO): methylenetetrahydrofolate dehydrogenase (NADP+) activity; methylenetetrahydrofolate dehydrogenase (NAD+) activity
Source: RefSeq, a predicted model, not a curated record
AUGUCAAAAGACGCAGACUCUCCUACGAGCGGCUGCAAAGUCAUUCUAGCCGGCAGUAUCGCCAAAGGGCUACUCAGCGAGGUCCAGGAUGGUCUGAAAAAACUGGGCCGCAAACCACAUUUGUUGGGUAUUCUCGCAAACAGCGAUCCAGCUGCAAAAGUCUACGCGGACUGGACGGAGAAGACAUGUAAAGAAAAUGGAUUUUCAUACACCCUGAAACUCGCCGCGAAGGACGAUGUCGAAGAAACCAUCAUCUCCGCCAAUGCCGACCCGUCCGUCGACGGCAUUAUCGUCUACUAUCCAAUCUUCAACAACCGUCAAGACCAGUACCUACAACAAACCGUCGACGUCUCCAAGGACGUCGAAGGCUUAUCCCACCAGUACCUCUUCAAUAUGUACCAGAACAUCCGGUUCCUGGACGACGAGCAAGCGAUGAAAUCCAUCCUGCCAUGCACUCCGUUGGCCGUAAUCAAAAUCCUCGAGUACUUGCAUAUAUACAACACGAUCCUGCCUUAUGGGAACAGACUGUUUGGCCGCACAAUCUGUGUGGUGAAUCGCUCCGAAGUCGUGGGUCGACCGCUUGCAGCGCUGCUUGCGAAUGAUGGCGCGUGCGUGUAUAGUGUCGACGUCACCGGUGUCCAGCAGUUUACGAGGGGCGAGGGGAUACGGAAGCGGAAGCACGAGGUUGUAGAAAAGGAAGGCUGGACUGUCGAGAUGUGCGCCCCGCUCUGUGAUGUCGUGAUCACGGGUGUGCCGGGGGAUAAGUAUAAGUUUCCAUGUCACUUAUUGAAAGAGGGUGCGGUGUGUAUUAAUUUCUCAAGCGAAAGGAAUUUCGGUCCCCAGGUCAAAGACAAAGCAUCAAUAUACGUCCCGGCAAUCGGCAAAGUGACUAUCGUCGUGCUCCUUCGCAAUCUCCUGCGGAUCGUGCAGAAUAGACAGGCUCAAAUUGAAAAAUCCAAGUCGACAGCUACAUCCGUUGAUCGUGAAUCUUCAUCGACGCAGAAAAACGUCAACGGUAUCACUGCCACUACUACGGGGUAA